AUGCAUGAAAGGCAAAUCGACAUGACGGCAGCUAAACUGUAUUGGCGUCGAAUGCUAAAGGACUAUGAUAUUAUGAAAUCGAAGAUUUUACCAAGAAAUCAAAAGACAUCAUCUGGCGAUGGCCUUGCAAGUGAAAUACUUUUAACUAAUGAUAUUGUUAAACAACUCAUCGAUUACGCUUCUUCGCACAAUGCUACUCUGUAUCAGGUAUGUCUAACACUUUACUAUGUGUUCUUACACAAACUAACUGGUGGUCAACGCGAUAUCCUUAUUGGUAUCGUACAAGCCAAUCGAUAUCGUCCGGAACUGCGUCGUAUUAUUGGUAUGUUCGUCAAUACAUUACCGAUAGUUAUCCGUAUCGAUCCGUGCGAUACAUUUGAUCAAGUACUUUCGAAAGUGAAAACUGUGAUUUUUGAAUCACAACCGUAUUCAAACUUACCUUAUCAAGAUAUCAUUGAGGAACUAUACACGAAACGAUUUCAUGAACAUAAUGUCGUUCAGACGAUGUUUACUUUGAAUGAUUAUGACAUAACAAAAUCUCGUUCCAGUCAAACGCCGAGCAUUGAACCUUACUCCAUCUAUGAUUUAUUUGGAGUACCAAUGAACGUGCCUGCUAUGUUCGACAUGGAAUUGUCAAUGGAAUAUGUCACCACAACACAAUCCUUAAGAGCGAAUCUCAUCGUGUCCAGUGAUCUUUUCGAUUCAUCAGGACUGACCAAAAUGGCAGGGCAAUUUCAGGUGCUUGUCGAGCAAUUGUUUCCACCCAUACCUAUAAGCAUAUCACCCAUAAUACCAUCAAUCUGUGACCUAUCGAUAAUCUUACCAGAAGAAAUUCUUCCGUGUGAUUCAGCGAAAACAAACCAUUAUAACGACUGUGAUUUGAAAAUAGAUAUUUGUCUUCUAUCAUUCGUCUAUCAAAUUACCAAUGGAUACCUUUCCAUUGAGCGUCUUCGACGCGCUCUUCAAUAUAUGACUCUCAAACACAAUCUCUUUCGAAAAUAUCCGUUUAAAUCUGUAGAUGUUCAAAUCGACAUCUUCGAUAUGUUUUCUCAUACUUCGUAUUCAAACAAUACCAACGAUUGUAUCUUUCAUGUUCAUGUAUUUAAACAUGAGAGCAUCAACGCAGAUCUUCUCGCAGAACAAGAUGUUGUUAUUUUUAAUUUCCAUCCCUGCAUUGUCGAUGUAUUCUCAAUGAACAUCUUCUGUCAAGACCUUUUGCUUGCAUAUGAAUGUGAAACAGCACUGACUACGAAUAGCACAGUUGGACAUACUUUUUGGAAUGAAAUCAUGUUUGAUUACCACUGGAAACCAUUGUUUAACUCAACAAAUGACAAAGCUACUGAUUGUGUUUUUACCGCUGAUGCCAUAUUGGAUGCUGAUCUUACACAGAUGAUCCUGAGCUAUGUUUCAACUUCAAAAACAUCGCUAAUGCAUCUAUUGCUAACAUGUUACUAUAUAUUUCUCUUCAAACUCGUUCCUGAUCAAACUGACUUUUGUAUUGGAGUAUCAGCUGAUAAUCAAUUCCAUCAAAUUCCACUGCGCUUUCACCUCAAUCCAAGCAAAAGCUUUCAGUCUUCUCUACAACGAAUCACUACGCUCUAUCGAAAAAGUUUACAAUAUGCCAUGCAUAUUGCUCAACAAUUUGCACCACCGCCAUCCACUUAUUUAGACAUCGUUUUCAAUUUCAAGACUAAUUCUAACGGAAAACACAGUUUUAAUACAAUUCGAUUUCCAAAUGCCCAACUACAACAAAUCCCUCAUCUUUCACAUCAAACUAAAGGCUUUGAUAAUCACCUUGUUUCAUCAAAAUUUGAUUUCUCUUUAACAUUCAUUCAUGAUGAGCAGCUUAACACUCUUCAAUAUCAAGUCCAUGCAUCAGCUCACCUUUUCGAUCAAUCGACAACACAACAGCUAUCUCAACGAUUUCAACGCCUCACCCAUCAACUAUUUACUUCCUUCGAUCUCAACAUCCAACCCAUCUAUCAGCUUUCCAUCAUCUUACCUCACGAACAUGCCCUUCUCAAACACUUUCACCCCCUACAAACUCACUCUCCACAGACCACUUCGACNAUAAGACGGGUGAUUAUGGUCGAAUGGAGGUGA
Molecule: messenger RNA, 2103 nt
Organism: Adineta ricciae
Lineage: Eukaryota; Metazoa; Rotifera; Eurotatoria; Adinetida; Adinetidae
Source: the annotation of a GenBank genome assembly